Messenger RNA from Brassica rapa (field mustard), 1275 nucleotides. RefSeq lists its product as uncharacterized. NCBI's taxonomy places the organism in Eukaryota, Viridiplantae, Streptophyta, Magnoliopsida, Brassicales, Brassicaceae. The record is from RefSeq and is a predicted model, not a curated record.
AGAUUUUGAAAAUAUGAUUUCAAAUUUAAAAAAAAUUAAAUUUUAAAAAAUGACUAUUUUAAUUAUUUUUUUAAUUAAAAAUUAUUUUGUGACAAAAAUUUAAAAAUUAUUAUUUGAGAGAAUUGUCGAGUUAUUGCGGUUAUUUUAAUUAAAAUGGAAUGAAUUUCAAAGUUUUUUUAAUCAAUGAUUGAUUUAAAAAGGGAAUGAAUUCAAAGAUUUUUAUCAAUAAUUAAAAUGAAAUGAAAUUAAGUUCCAAAUUUAGGUAUCUUCUUUUCAUACAUGUGGAUUCUGGAUGGAUAUUAAUCUCUUAAUAAAUCAGAAUUAACUUAAAAAUAGAUUGGAGAAUCGUUUUCUUUCCCAUGAUGAUAUAUAAUGUUCAGAUUUUAUGGGAUAAUAACACUCAUUCCCUACAAAUUGACUAAAAAGACAUUGAUCUUCUUCCUUAAAAAUCAAAAUUAUUAAAAGUAAACAAAAUCUAUCAUUAUAAUUUAUUGACAUAAAAAUGAAUAAAACAAUUUAUUAAUUAAUUGCAACAGAACAGUACACACUUAGGUACGACGUGCGUGUGUAUAUAUAACACAUUUGUAACCCUCUGAGGAGGAAGUAAGAAGAGAGAGCAAAAAUGGACUGCAUAAAACACAAGCACCAAGGUCACAGAGGAGUAUGCGCAUCUUGCUUAAGAGAAAGACUCUACUUACUACCCGACACGACGUCGUACUACACCAUAAACCUAUCUAGUAACUCCUCCACCACCACCGUUUCGUCUCCUCCGGUUAAGGAAUACCACCGACGGUCCGGUUCGAUGACGAUGUCGUUCGCUGUGAGGGAAGCGUUUAGUGGUAAGCUGAUGGAGGCUUUGGGUGGAGGGCUGAAGAAAAGCAGAUCCAUGGCUCAUGUUCCCAAAGGUUCUUUUAUCGUUAGUGAUUCGGUGAAGAAGAGGACGACGACGACGGAGAAGUUGAAAUCCACGAAGGCUAAGGUGAGUGGCUUUUGGAGGAAGCUGUUUCAUCUGAAAGGGAGAGGCGGUGGCGCCGACGUCGGAGGGUUGGUUGCUUCACGGCAAAGAGUGUAGGAGAUGCUAUUUUUUUUUUCUCUUUCUUGUUAUGUGUACAUAUUAACAGAAAAAGUCAAAUGGAGUAGAAAUUAUACUCUAUUUUUUCCUACUUAUACAACAAUCAUGUCAUUUUGACACUUUUUUUUUGUAACACUUUUGACACUUCUUUUUAUUAUAUAAAAGGUGUCAUUUUAAAAUUCUGAUGCAUUUUAUAUUUAGUU